AUGCCUCCCGUUUUCCAACCUCCCCCUUCGCCAUUUGGGAGCAAGAGGACAACCCCCAACCCACGGACGAUUCUACCGCGGUCUUCCCCAGGAGAAACACAGCCCGCAGGUCUCAUCGCCCUCGGCGUCUGUCUAGGGGUUGUCAUGGCCUUGGUUCUUAUUUGGUACACUUGUUGUCGGGCACAGAGAGGGCCGUUCAAAGAAAUACAGAUGUACAAGAAGGGAUCGCGGUUGAGGAAGGAGGUUCGCUCCAUGCGAGCCUCACCAUUACCCCGGAACGUAUCCGAACGCCCCCGUUCCCGAGCACGGUCCCUAACCUCUUCGGACGCCUCAGGCUCCGGUUCGAGUGACCCAUCUACCGAGGGUUCAUCCGAAACUUCAACAUCCUCUCGCUCGGCUGAGGAGGUGCCCCCGCCCCAAGCCACCGCUGUCAGGGGUUACUGGGUGCCAGUACACGAAGUGCCCCCCUCCGAGAUCGCAACGGAGAGCGACAUCACAGAGCCGCCCAUGGCUCACACCCACAACCCGAUGAACUUUCUCGACCCGAGUCUCACCGGUUCGUCCGGGCGAAUUCAGCGCUCCGUCGGCCCCCCAACAGCAGUACCAGGUGUUGUUUACCAGCCAAACGGGGUGGCCACGAUGGAGACGCCGCUAGGGAGACAGGCCGUCACGGAUCUUCCGGCCUACACGAGGAACCUUGGAGCACCACAAGGCCAUGUCUGGAGUUACACCCGCGAAGGACGACAAGAACCGGUACCCCGUGAAGCAUCGGGUGCGCUGAAUCGUGGUACCUCCAACUGGUGGGAAGCUGGAUCAACGAGCGACUGA
Messenger RNA from Dichotomopilus funicola, 828 nucleotides. RefSeq lists its product as uncharacterized. The coding region runs from base 1 to 828 and encodes 275 amino acids. The transcript has a single exon. The record is from RefSeq and is a predicted model, not a curated record. Lineage: Eukaryota; Fungi; Ascomycota; Sordariomycetes; Sordariales; Chaetomiaceae.